This is a messenger RNA of Caretta caretta (loggerhead turtle), 2157 nucleotides long. RefSeq names its product tetratricopeptide repeat domain 5 (gene TTC5). Lineage: Eukaryota; Metazoa; Chordata; Testudines; Cheloniidae. Gene Ontology annotation, molecular function: protein binding. The record is from RefSeq and is a predicted model, not a curated record.
GACCCUGUAGAUGUCCCUGCUCGGUCCGCAGCCCAGCCCGGAGCGCGCGGAGGCGCCGAGGCGGAGGGAGGGGCGGAGCUCGCAAACAUGGCUGAGGAGGGAGCAGGAGGAAGCCGCCAGGCCUUGCAAACCCUGCAGGAAUUGGUCGAUGGCCUGUACUAUUUCCGGGAUCACUACUUUGAAAGCCACAGCAUGGAGGAUGCUGGGAGAAAGCAGCAGGACGUGGUGGAGGAAAUGGAGAAAACACUACAGCAGAUGGGCGAGAUAGAUGGCUGUUCCCAGGGCCGGGCUCAGGCGUUGAUGCUGAAGGGGAAGGCUCUGAACAUUACACCUGACUACAAUCCCGAGGCUGAGGAGCUGCUGGCCAAGGCUGUGAAGCUGGACCCGGAGCUGGUGGAGGCCUGGAACCAGCUGGGCGAGGCCUACUGGAAAAAGGGUGACAUCACAGCAGCCCACACCUGCUUCUCUGGGGCCCUGGGGCAUCGGAAGAACAAGGUCUCGCUGCAGAAUCUGUCGAUGGUGCUGCGGCAGCUGCGAGCCGAGAGCACAGAGCAGCACGCCCAGAAUGUCAUGGACAGUGUCCGGCAGGCCAAGCUGGCUGUCCAGAUGGAUAUGCGGGAUGGCCGCUCGUGGUACAUCUUGGGAAAUGCCUACCUCUCGCUGUUUUUCAACACCGGCCAGAACCCCAGUAUCUCCCAGCAGGCCCUAAGUGCCUAUGCCCAGGCGGAAAAGGUGGAUCCUACAGCAUCCUGUAACCCGGACCUGCACCUCAACAGAGCUACGCUGCAUAAAUAUGAGGAGAAUUACACGGAGGCCCUGGAGGGGUUUUCCCAUGCUGCGGCCCUUGAUCCAACCUGGCCCGAACCCCAGCAGCGCCACCAGCAGCUUCUGGAUUUCCUGGAGCGACUCACCAGUCUCCUGGAGAACAAGGGCAAAGUGAAGGUUAAGAAGCUGCAGAGCAUGUUGGGAAGCCUGCGCCCAUCCCAGCUGGGCCCCUGUGGGGAUGGGCGGUACCAGGGGUCCUCAGGCCAGAAGGUGGCACUGGAGCAUCGGCUUCUGAGUGCCCUACAGCCAGGUGUGAACACGGGGGCCGUAGUGCUGGGAAGGGUGAUCUUCAGCCUCACCACGGAUGAGAAGGUGCCCUUCACAUUCGGCCUGGCUGACUCCAAGGGCCCCUGUUUUGCUGUCACUGUUUAUAACAUGGUCCAGAGCUGGGGUGUGCUCAUCGGCGACUCAGUGGCCAUCCCUGAGCCGCAUCUCCGGCAUCACCACGUCCAGCACCAGGGCAAGAGCUUCUCCUUCCCUGGGAUCCGUCUGGAUACCCCACUCCUGCUGGUGGUGAACGGCAAGAUGCAGGGACCUGGCAACCAGGCGGCAGCUACUGUGGCAUACCGAGCACAGAGUGAAUGAUGCUGUGGGGAGGGAAUGUGCAAAGAUAGCUCCUUGCCCUCCAUGCUGCUGCUGGAGGGGUUGGACUUGUCCUGUUUUCUGCUGCCCCCUAGUGGGUCCCAUGAGUAUAAUGGCUUUGAGAGGCUUGUGGGGCAGCAGGGGAUUUACAACUGGGUAUGGAGGCAAAGGAUGGGGACUGAGUGAUUUCUCCCUCCCCCCCCCCCAAAAGAGGGACAGAGGUCCCUCUUUUCCCACUCUCUCUCCACUCAACUUUGUCCAAUCUCCCAUAGCAAUGAGCUCUACCCAGGCUCUGCCCCUGGUACCCCAAUAAAUCACUCCAAUGAGCUGAUCCCAGGUGUGAAGAAAUUGCACUGGGACUAGGAGACCUCUACCAAGGCCACCAAUGGCUCUUCCAUCUGCACCUGUGCCCUGCCUUUUCUCCUUUUCCACACUCCCCCUUCCUGUUUCCUUCCCAUGGGCUGGAAUCACUGGCCCUGACCCCCCUUGGUUUGUCUGGCUUAUGACAUGGGGACGUUCAAAGGUUAUUAAGGGGUGUUGUAGCUGCCUAGUCCCUGUAGGUUUGGGGGUCGGACUUCCUUAGGGCCCUUUCACAGUGGGUGUGGCCCAGGGCCCUGCUGAGUGUGUGUGUGUGUGUACAGAGCGGUGGUAUAUUUUUUUUGGAAGGUUCUUUUUGUUUUAUCAUAUGUUUAAAGGUUGUUGUUUUUCUUUUGUAAUAAAUAAAUAAUGAAUAAAAUCUGUUGUCGAUGA